Cantharellus anzutake is the source of this 1234-nucleotide messenger RNA. RefSeq lists its product as uncharacterized. The transcript has 5 exons. Bases 262 to 1209 code for a protein of 315 amino acids. The record is from RefSeq and is a predicted model, not a curated record. Lineage: Eukaryota; Fungi; Basidiomycota; Agaricomycetes; Cantharellales; Hydnaceae.
GCGGAAGGAGAUUUGGCAAGUUCCGGGGCUAACCCCUUUGUGUCCGUGUUAACAACUUGCUCUUGCUCUUCGUUGGGCUACAUUCUAUCUUUACUUGCUUCUUUCCAUAACACGCUUUGUCCUGUGCACCACAUUUUCGGGCCUGUUAUGUUUGCGUAGAUUAGAAGGUGCCGAAGCAACACCCAUGUGACCUGGGCGCUUCAGUCAUUUGUUCCUCCAUUCGUCUAUCACAUUGGAUACGUGAUAAGGACAGUGGUGAACAUGUCAUCCAUAGGUCACAAGUGCAAGAGGAGCAUUGAAGAUACUCCCAUCAAUUUGAGCAAGAUGCGCCUGGCGCAAGUGGCUGUCGAAUCGCUCAAAGAAGAGUUGGAAGGCAUUCAAGAAACGGAAGGCGCGUUAGAGCGAGUAAUUACGGAACUUGAGGCCCUCGAGAAUAUCCUUCACAAUACAAAGAAGCCUGUGCUGGUUUCCCGUCUCCUCGCACAGAGGAAGGACACUGGGUUCGAAGAAGUAUGCAAAAAACUUUCGUUGGAGAUGAGCGAUAUCUACGCGCAUGUCAAUAUGGUGGUUCUCGAUGCUGUUCUCAGGACCCUGUGGACGAUCGCUGCAGAUGACCCCCACACUACGGACGAUGAAUCACCCAUGCUCGUUUCCGUUUUACCAGAGCUCAAGUUACCAAUGGAUGGGAUAAAAUUUGUUAGCCCGGCCACUGGGCGUGAAAUAUGGUUGACAGGAAGUGUUGACUACUGUGUCACGCGCUAUCCGAACCUCCGCCAGAACAAAGAACGCAUGCUUGCAUUGAGUUCUAUGACUCUCAAUACUAUUUUGCGGGUCACACUUAUGCAGGCACAUGAACAAAUAGUCCUCAUUGAAGCGAAGCGUGUUGAUGAGAAAGCUUUGCUAGACUAUAUUCCGGAGGCGGUGGGCCAGGCCAUGGCGUUGAGUCGGUUCCUCGGGCUUGAGGAAAUGCGCUUCGUACUGACAGAUGGCAUAUCAUGGGUUUUCUGUAUUCUCAGCAAGGACGAUAACCAGAUGAUCUUCUAUCAAUCUGUGCCUGUGGUUCUACCAAAGCAUGACACAACGCAAGCAGCUCCCCAAGUUUUACUGUUAUUGAGCGAAUGGGGUAAGCCCCUACCCCCCCCCAAAGUACAGGAUAUUCUGCUUGUUCGCUCAAGUGCCUCCUUUAGCUGCAUCCCUCUACCAAUGUAGGGCCUCUCUACGAUUUAGUACGUCC